This is a messenger RNA of Corylus avellana, 522 nucleotides long. NCBI's taxonomy places the organism in Eukaryota, Viridiplantae, Streptophyta, Magnoliopsida, Fagales, Betulaceae. The record is from RefSeq and is a predicted model, not a curated record.
AUGAUAGAGGUGGAGGAACGAAUUCUUUGGCAGCCGCCACCAAGUGGAAUGGUUAAACUCAAUUGGGAUGCGGCAGUGGAUGCUAAGGAAAAAAUAAUUGGUUUGGGAAUUGUAGGUAGAGAUGAGAAGGGAUCUUUCUUGGCUGCACUCAGUAAACAAAUGCGCACUGAUAUCAGUCCGGUGGGAGCAGAAAUUUAUGCUGCACUCCAUGCAGUCCAGUUUUGCAUUGAACAAUGCUACUCGAAGGCAUGGUUUGAAGGUGAUGCACUGCAGGUAGUUAAAGAAGUAAAUUCAGAGUUACCCUGUGAAAGCAUGCAUGGUCAUUUAACCGAAGCCAUAAAGGAACAUCUUCAAGGUUUGAACCAGGCGAUUUUAACCCACACCAGAAGAGAGGCAAAUGCUGCUGCCCACGAACUAGCUGUAGAAGCUAGGACCCAUGUCAUAGAUACCGUUAGGUGGACAUCAAUCCCACCAUGUAUCUGUUGUAUUGUAAGGCGAGAGGAAUCACUUUCCUCCCUUUGA